Hyphopichia burtonii NRRL Y-1933 is the source of this 1158-nucleotide messenger RNA. RefSeq names its product casein kinase 2 catalytic subunit (gene CKA2). Gene Ontology annotation, cellular component: protein kinase CK2 complex; nucleus; cytosol. Gene Ontology annotation, molecular function: ATP binding; protein serine/threonine kinase activity. The transcript has a single exon. Gene Ontology annotation, biological process: regulation of transcription by RNA polymerase I; protein phosphorylation; DNA damage response. Bases 60 to 1049 code for a protein of 329 amino acids. NCBI's taxonomy places the organism in Eukaryota, Fungi, Ascomycota, Pichiomycetes, Serinales, Debaryomycetaceae. The record is from RefSeq and is a predicted model, not a curated record.
UUUUUUUUCUUUUAAAAGGUUAAUUUAGGUUGCAUUGUAAUAAUAUAGACUUGAUAAGAAUGAUGUCGGUUAGUUCUAGGGUAUAUAGUGUAUCCAGGGUAUAUUCAGAUGUGAAUAAGAUCAAAAGCAGUGAAUAUUGGGACUAUGAGAACCACCAGAUUGAAUGGGGGGAGAUUAAGAAUUAUGAAAUCAUUAGUAAGAUUGGUAGAGGGAAGUAUAGUGAAGUGUUUCAAGGGAUUAACAUUAUAAAUGAAGAGCCAUGUGUGAUUAAGGUGUUGAAGCCGGUUAAGAUGAAGAAGAUUUUCCGAGAAGUGAAGAUAUUGAAAAACUUGACCGGAGGACCCAACGUUAUUGGGUUAUUGGAUAUUGUUAAAGACGAACAGAGUAAGAUUCCAGCAUUAAUAUUUGAACGAAUCAAUAAUCUUGAUUUUAGAGUGUUGUAUCCUAAAUUCGGUAUUAAAGAUAUUCAGUAUUAUUUUAAUGAAUUAUUAAUUGCAUUAGAUUAUUCUCAUUCCAUGGGGAUAAUCCAUCGGGAUGUUAAACCACAAAAUAUUAUGAUUGACCCUCAUAAUAAAAAAUUGAGAUUAAUCGAUUGGGGGUUGGCUGAGUUCUACCAUGCCGGGGUCGACUAUAAUGUCAGAGUUGCUUCAAGAUACCAUAAAGGUCCGGAAUUAUUAAUUAACUUACAGCAAUAUGAUUAUUCUUUGGAUUUAUGGUCGGUUGGCUGCAUGUUAGCGGCAAUCAUCUUCAAAAAAGAACCGUUCUUUAGAGGCGAUUCAAAUAAUGACCAAUUGGUCCAAAUUGCAAAAGUCUUGGGUACCAAAAAAUUAUUUGACUAUAUCAAUAAAUACGGGAUCAACUUGAGUGACGAAUACGACUCCAUCUUGGGGGAUUAUGAUCCUAAGCCGUGGUCCUCCUUCAUAACCAACGAAAACCAACAUUUAAUCAGUAAUGAAGUCAUUGACUUGAUUGAUAAAUUAUUAACCUACGAUCACCAAUUAAGACCAACCGCAAAAGAGGCCAUGGAUCACCCUUUCUUCAAAAUUUAAAUAGAGCUCUAAUAUACUAAUACCACUUGUAUCCGCUUACUUUUGUAUCCGCUUACUUCUGUAUCCGCUUACUUCUGUAUCCGCUUACUUCUGUAUACCUUACUUCUGU